Molecule: messenger RNA, 1476 nt
Organism: Oryzias latipes (Japanese medaka)
Lineage: Eukaryota; Metazoa; Chordata; Actinopteri; Beloniformes; Adrianichthyidae
Product: protein C19orf12 homolog
Source: RefSeq, a predicted model, not a curated record
AACUCACUCUCUACUGCCACCAGCCUCUGGUGGUCGCUGGAGGCACUGCAGCCCUUCUGCUUCAGUUUUAGAGCCGCACUGGACCUAAAAUAUCUGACCUCUGGUGAACACUGCGUUCUUUUUCCACCCUCCACCCCCCGGGCUGGGCUCUUUCCAGGACACUGCAUCCAGGCUUCCCACCGCCCGUCCGCACCGAACCCCCGACCCCCCAGAGGAUAACACAAACCCGACGGGUCUGUCAUGACCCACAACCACAAGAACACACGGAUGUCAGUUGUACGGAUGUACCCGGAAGUGAGCCCCUCCCGCCUCUGACCUGGAACGAUCCAACUUCAGAAGUUCUGUUUCAAUAAUUCAUAUCAUCCGGGGACAUUUACAGGUCAUGGAGAGGUUUCCACGAAUGGACGACAUCAUGCGCCUCUGCUGUGAGAUAUCGGCCCACGAUAAGAUCAAGGUGGCGGUCAAAAGCUCCGCCAAAGGAGCGGCGGUGGCGGGAGGCACGGCGUUUGUGGGGGGCCUCGUCGGUGGUCCCGUAGGAAUUGCUGUGGGCGGCGCCGUGGGCGGUCUCCUGGGCAGCUGGAUGACCAGCGGGCAGUUCCAGCCUCUGCCUCAGAUUCUGAUGGAGCUGCCUAAGACCCAGAAGGAGAAGCUCUGUGAGGACAUCAUGGGGGUGUUGGGCCGGCUGGACUGGAUGAACGCCACGCAGCUCAUCGCCCUGGUGAUGGCCAACGCCACCCUCAAGGAGCAGGUCGCCGCCACGCUGAUCAGCUACGUCACCAAACAGCUGCGGGCAGAGGUGCGUUUUCAAGACUGAAACCCGGGCGGAGUCGUCUCCGCCUCCUGUGGCGUGGGUUUCAGAACCCGUUUAGACGUUUGUUCUUUCCACUACAUGAAGACACGAUGACCUCUGAACGUUUCACCUUCUGGAGAAGUGGACGUUUGAAAGACUUCAAUCAGUUUCAGAUCAGGAAUGUACCACAAGCAGCCACCAGGGGGCGGAAGAGUCCAUCUGGCUGCUGCCAAAAGAGGAAAACAGAAAAGAGCCAAAGUUUGUCUGAAAGUUAAACUCUCACAUUGUUCACCCGAAAUCACAGACGUUACAGCUGACUCAGCAUUUCAAAAACCAGAAUCUUUGACUUUAAAUCAGGAAAGAAAAGAUUGAUGCUGUCCACACUGUUCCCAUGGCAACAGUGAAAACUCUACACCAGUAGACGUCCUGAGGCUCCGGAGCCACUUCUGCUUCUUCAUUGUGGCUCUUUGGGUGCGAAGAACAACAUCCGGAGUAAGCCGUUGGUUUUUAGUUCAGAUUCAGUCAUUUAGGUCAGAAAACCUCCAGAGGGAUUUAAGUCUGUGUGUGUGUGUGUGUUGACAAUCAUUGUAUUCAAUCAGAUUCUGUGCAAAUGUUGUGAUGUUUACAACAGACGGUGAAAGAAGAAAAUAAAUAAAAGUCUUUUUUAUAACAAGUUUUAAAUUCCA